AGUGGUAGAGGAGGGCUAGGCUGGGAGGGAACGCGAGCAGAGGGAGGCAGUCCGUCCUCCCACCGAGCCUGCAAGGAUGCGGCAGGGGGUCGGGGGCAUGGGGAGGCACUAACCCCCCAGCCCCUUAUCCAGGUUUGCGGACCCGGCCCGCGGGUCAAUUUCCUGCCAAAUACAGCUGAGGAGCAGAAGCGCCCAGAAAGCGAAGAGAGGGGCACUCGGGGUGCCCAACCUCGAAAUCCGUCCCUCUGCGAAUCCGGGAAGAGAGCAGGGACUCAGUGAGUGGUGAGAAGCAAAACCUACCUCCAGACUAGAUCUGGAGGUUCAGAAAGACUGAGGCGCUCUGCGCCAUCGUCUUCAAUGCCUCUGUGAGCAGCCUUUUGGAAGAGUGUGAGAGAAAGAGAGUGCGCUCCAGGGAGAGGAGAAAAGAAGAUGAGGAUUAUUUGCAGACAGAUUGUCUUGUUAUUUUCUGGCUUUUGGGGACUCGCCAUGGGAGCCUUUCCGAGCAGCGUGCAAAUAGGUGGUCUCUUCAUCCGAAACACAGAUCAGGAAUACACUGCUUUUCGAUUAGCAAUUUUUCUUCAUAACACCAGUCCCAAUGCGUCGGAAGCUCCUUUUAAUUUGGUACCUCACGUGGACAACAUUGAGACAGCCAACAGUUUUGCUGUAACAAAUGCCUUUUGUUCCCAAUAUUCUAGAGGAGUUUUUGCCAUUUUUGGACUCUAUGAUAAGAGGUCUGUACAUACCUUGACGUCAUUCUGCAGCGCCUUACACAUCUCCCUCAUUACACCAAGUUUCCCUACGGAGGGGGAGAGCCAGUUUGUGCUGCAGUUACGACCUUCCUUACGAGGAGCACUCUUGAGUCUGCUGGAUCACUAUGAGUGGAACUGUUUUGUCUUCCUGUACGACACAGACAGGGGAUACUCGAUACUGCAAGCUAUUAUGGAAAAAGCAGGACAAAACGGUUGGCAUGUCAGUGCUAUAUGUGUGGAAAACUUUAAUGACGUCAGCUAUAGACAACUUCUAGAAGAACUUGAUAGAAGGCAAGAGAAGAAAUUUGUAAUAGACUGUGAGAUAGAAAGGCUUCAAAAUAUAUUAGAGCAGAUUGUAAGUGUUGGGAAGCAUGUUAAAGGCUACCAUUAUAUCAUUGCAAAUUUGGGAUUCAAGGAUAUUUCCCUUGAGAGAUUUAUACAUGGGGGAGCCAAUGUUACAGGAUUCCAACUGGUGGAUUUUAACACACCUAUGGUGACCAAACUAAUGGAUAGAUGGAAGAAACUAGAUCAGAGAGAAUAUCCAGGAUCUGAGACACCGCCAAAGUACACCUCUGCCCUGACUUAUGACGGAGUCCUUGUGAUGGCUGAAACUUUCCGAAAUCUUAGAAGGCAAAAAAUUGAUAUUUCAAGAAGAGGAAAUGCUGGGGAUUGUCUGGCAAAUCCUGCUGCUCCCUGGGGCCAGGGGAUUGACAUGGAAAGGACUCUCAAACAGGUUCGCAUUCAAGGACUUACAGGGAAUGUUCAGUUUGACCACUAUGGACGAAGAGUCAAUUACACAAUGGAUGUGUUUGAGUUAAAGAGCACAGGGCCUAGGAAGGUUGGUUACUGGAAUGAUAUGGAUAAGUUGGUCUUGAUUCAAGAUGUACCCACUCUUGGCAACGACACAGCAGCUAUUGAAAACAGAACAGUAGUUGUCACUACAAUUAUGGAAUCCCCAUAUGUUAUGUACAAGAAGAAUCACGAAAUGUUUGAAGGAAAUGACAAGUAUGAAGGCUACUGUGUAGAUUUGGCAUCUGAAAUUGCAAAACAUAUUGGUAUCAAGUAUAAAAUUGCCAUUGUCCCUGAUGGAAAAUAUGGAGCAAGGGAUGCAGACACAAAAAUCUGGAAUGGGAUGGUAGGAGAGCUUGUAUAUGGGAAAGCAGAGAUUGCUAUUGCUCCUUUGACAAUCACUUUGGUUCGAGAGGAGGUCAUUGACUUCUCUAAGCCCUUCAUGAGUUUGGGGAUCUCUAUUAUGAUCAAAAAGCCUCAGAAAUCUAAACCAGGAGUGUUUUCCUUCUUGGAUCCUCUGGCCUAUGAGAUCUGGAUGUGCAUAGUCUUUGCCUACAUUGGGGUCAGCGUGGUCUUGUUCCUAGUUAGUAGGUUUAGUCCAUAUGAGUGGCACACGGAAGAGCCAGAGGAUGGAAAGGAAGGACCAAGUGACCAGCCUCCCAAUGAGUUUGGCAUCUUUAACAGCCUCUGGUUUUCCCUGGGUGCUUUUAUGCAGCAAGGAUGUGACAUUUCACCCAGAUCCCUCUCAGGUCGAAUUGUUGGAGGCGUUUGGUGGUUCUUUACACUCAUCAUUAUAUCAUCUUAUACUGCUAACCUCGCUGCUUUCCUGACCGUUGAGCGAAUGGUCUCCCCCAUAGAAAGUGCAGAAGACCUGGCCAAACAAACAGAAAUCGCCUAUGGAACAUUGGAUUCAGGGUCAACAAAGGAAUUCUUCAGAAGAUCAAAAAUAGCAGUGUAUGAAAAGAUGUGGACCUACAUGCGAUCAGCAGAGCCAUCAGUAUUCACUAGGACUACAGCUGAGGGAGUAGCUCGUGUCCGCAAAUCCAAGGGCAAAUUUGCCUUUCUCCUGGAGUCCACUAUGAAUGAAUACAUUGAGCAGCGAAAGCCAUGUGACACGAUGAAAGUGGGAGGAAAUCUGGAUUCCAAAGGCUAUGGAGUAGCAACGCCCAAGGGUUCCUCAUUAAGAAAUGCUGUUAACCUCGCAGUUUUAAAACUGAAUGAACAAGGCCUCUUGGACAAAUUGAAAAACAAAUGGUGGUACGACAAAGGAGAAUGUGGCAGCGGGGGAGGUGACUCCAAGGACAAGACGAGUGCCUUGAGCCUAAGCAACGUAGCAGGCGUCUUCUACAUUCUGGUUGGCGGCUUGGGCUUGGCAAUGCUGGUGGCUUUGGUAGAGUUCUGUUACAAGUCCAGGGCAGAAGCGAAGAGAAUGAAGGUGGCAAAGAGUGCACAGACUUUUAACCCAACUUCCUCGCAGAGUACCCAGAAUUUAGCAACCUAUAGAGAAGGUUACAACGUAUAUGGAACCGAAAGUAUUAAAAUUUAGGGCUGACCUUUUCUGAAGCCAUAAGAAACAAAGCCAGAUUAUCCAUCACUGGGAGUGUGGGAGAAAACGGCCGCGUCUUGACGCCUGACUGCCCAAAGGCUGUACACACUGGAACUGCAAUUAGACAAAGUUCAGGAUUGGCUGUCAUUGCAUCGGACCUACCAUAAAAACCAAAAAAAUAAUUGAGUGCCUUAAUUAAACUGUUGGUGACUGAUGGAAACGCAGCCCCGAGGGACACACCGAGCGCGCAUCUUUGUGAAACCAAUCUUUUGGCUGAGAGCAGAAAGUACGUCCUACUGCGCCGGACAUCAGCAGCAGCAACAUGUGCAUGAGCUCAGCUCGGAAACCCAAACUCAGAUUUUAUAUCAGGAGAAUUCACAAUUUAGGUUUUUUCGGGGAAUGGGGCGGGGGGGGUGGGGAGGCUGGGAUGGGUAUAUUAACAGCAACAAAUUUCACUCGAGUGAACUUAAAAACUAAUCAGACUUGCGAGUUAGCGCAUUAAACUGUGAAGUUCUUGCUCAGAAAGGCCUUUGCCGUCCCGCAAGGGGUAAAAUAGUAAUAGAACUCAAUGAACCUGCUAACCUGUAUCUGCAGAACACCCAUAUAUUCAAUGGAAGGAUAUCCAACAGAGAAAACAAGUCACUAAACUGUGAUAAGAAAAUAAUAAACAUGUAAAUCCUGUGAAAAAAAAAUUUUAAGAAAGUAUUUACACUUACUUUGGAGAAAACAAAUACUGAAACAUGCUUGCUUUUUAACUGACGUAAAUUCAGUAGAGGACAACACAAUUCUUUUUUCUAACCAUCUUAGGGAACAAUACAUUGCAAUAAUUGAUAUAAAUGCCAUCACUGUAAUAAACUUUACAAGACUUUUUUUUAAUAUAUAUAUAUAAAAGUUGUUGGUCAUCCUCUUGUUUGCUGUAACCUUCACUUUGUUACAUGAGUCCGUGUCCACACAUUGCAUUUGUCUCACUCCCAGGAACAAAAACAAAAAGAAGAAAAUGUUAACCUAAAAUCAUCAGUCUGCAAUGUAGAAAGUCAAAAGAGACUACGGGUCACUCAUGUUAUCAAUAUUAUUUAUAAUCUUGUUCUGUGUACAAAAUUGUGGUUUUUGUACCCACCAAAAAGAAUAAAAACAACAGACGUUCUUACACUAUCUAUAGAGCUUAAAAUUUUUUUCUUAUCAUUAUGAAAGUUAUUUGAGAAAUUAUGGAACUAUAAGCAGGUUUGCUGGUAAAAGACGUGGGCCAUGUUGAAAAAUACAGCUAGUCAUUAUUUUUGCAUACUAAACUACUCUUCUUUUGUAGACCUUUGUCUUGUUAGCAGGUUAAAUGAUCAGAUGGAGUCUUUGAUUUGGGAAAUCAGUCAUUAUCUUAACAGUAUCAUACCCUGUAAUUGUGUAUUGAAAUUUUACUUGACUGUAUUUUGCUGCAUAAAAUUAUAUGUCUCUUGGGCUUCUCCCUCUAGUCCUAAUUCAUUUGAAGGCAUUAAGAAUAGUUUUGGGUAGACACCAAAUGAAGAAUUAGUCUUUGUUCUCAAAUGGAAAGUGUGGGGAAAAAUUAUACCAAUGUUUAUUUAUAAUAAAUACCUUAUGUUAUGUAUGGUCUAAAUUUGCAUGGGUCAAAGGAAGGUCUGGUUCCUUUGAAAUAGUAAGUGCUAUAAUAGUAAAAUAAAUAAAUAAAUAAAUUACCCACAGUACUUAGGGAUCUUGAUAGAAAGCACAAGGUAGAAUGAUUGUGGAAGUCUGGCCUUGAAGGAUGAAUUGAGUUUUAGCAGGUGUCCCAGGGUCAUAGCAACCCUGCAUGUCAAUGGCUUACAUAAGGAAUGCAUACAACUGGAUGGGCAGGUGAAAGCAUAAGUUAAUAUCAAGGGAUAUAAAGUAAGAAAAAUUGAAAGACUUGUCUCUUAGACUCAAUUCUUGAUAUCUGCACCUCACCCAUUGAAUCUUUGUGCUGCAGUAAGAGUGAUCUUAAAAAGUAAAAAUCUGAUAAUCCACACAAACAAGUCCCUCAGGGAAACUCCCAGCUCUUGAACUGAGCAUAUGAGACCCUUCAUGAGCUGGCCCUGUGUAUCUCUUACAGAACAUCUCUUACCUGUCCCCAACACCUCCACCAAGUGAACCUCAGAAGCAGCACAUGAGACACUGCAUAUACUAUUUCCUCAGUCUGUAACAGUCUAUCUCCUCUCUACCUGAUUAACUUGUAUUCAUCCUUCAGUACUCAAAUCAACUUUGACUUGCCCUAGGAAGAUUUCUGUGACUAUCCAUCAUCCCCUGCCUAUGAGACUGACUUAGGUGCCCUUCUUAAUGUCUUUUCCCAUCAUAGCACUUACCAUACUGCAUCGUAAUUGCCUGUGUACUUGUUUGUAUAAUUACUAGACUGUAAGCUCCUUGAGGGCAGGGAUUGUGUCUGUUUUGUUCACAGUUGUAUCCCCAGCACCCAGCACAGUGCCUGGCAUAUUGUAGGUGCUUAAUAAAUAUUUGUUGAAUGAA
Messenger RNA from Chrysochloris asiatica (Cape golden mole), 5571 nucleotides. It is a transcript of the gene GRIA4, whose product is annotated as glutamate receptor, ionotropic, AMPA 4. The record is from RefSeq and is a predicted model, not a curated record. Bases 430 to 3084 code for a protein of 884 amino acids. Gene Ontology annotation, molecular function: AMPA glutamate receptor activity; transmitter-gated monoatomic ion channel activity involved in regulation of postsynaptic membrane potential. Gene Ontology annotation, biological process: monoatomic ion transport; synaptic transmission, glutamatergic; modulation of chemical synaptic transmission. The transcript is spliced from 17 exons. Lineage: Eukaryota; Metazoa; Chordata; Mammalia; Afrosoricida; Chrysochloridae. Gene Ontology annotation, cellular component: plasma membrane; dendritic spine; postsynaptic membrane.